UAUGACUACAGUGUCUGUGGAUUUUUUACAACAAAUUACUCUUCUAGGUAAGCAGUUUUUAUUAAUUUCAAUAGAUCCAACGAAUAGGAAACAAACUAUCAUAGAGUUAAAGAAGGUCCUCACCAAGCCAUUGCUAAUUUCAGAUUAUAAAAAAAUUUGGAAGGCUCUCUAUUAUGGUAUUGCACUUUUUAAUUGUAAGCAAUGUGGAGCUCAGACAAGUUUCAAAAUCAAUAGAUCCUUGCAACUGAAAUUUCAUAGCUAACAAGAAUGUUCUACUCUAAUUUCACUGCAUUCAUCCAAUUCUCUAGAGCUAUGUUCUAUGUAUUUAUGCUAGAAUGGGAGAAGAUUGAUUACUGGCGAAUUAAUAAAUUUAUGCUUUUAUUUAGAGAAAUCAUAGAAGAGUAAAUUAAAAUAUGCAAGCAUUUUAAUUGGAAGACAGUUCCCUAAAUAAUAGCCUUAUAUAAUGAGACUGUUUUGAAUCUUACAGAAUUUCAAACAGGUAUGAUUCCAUAUCUUAACUCUUUUUUAGUAUAAGGAGCAUCAUUGCACUUCAUCCAAAUAUUUGUUUAGUGUAUGGCUAAACAUAUGAGUGAUUCUACUGUUACAUAUGUUCAAGUUAAAGAUCUUCUUGAAGGUUUCUUAGAUAUUCUUAAGCACAGUCCAAAUAAGACAUUAAGAGAUAAAACAAUUUAAUAUGUAUAUGAAUACUUAGAAGAAAGAUAAGCUAAUGAAUCCUAUUUACCAGCUUUUGAUUCUAAAAAAUAUGGGAAUUAUGUAUUUAAAUUAGCUUCUUCAGAGUAAUACAAUAUUUAUUAUAUUUAGAAAUGUUAAUCCAUAAAAUAGGAAGUCUCUUUAUAGAGUUGCAGAGAUUUUUAAUUUUAAGGGAGAAUAGGAAGAAUCACCAUAAAUUUAAGUAGAAGAAGCUCCAAAAAAGAAAAAGACAAAAAAUAAUAAUUAAGAAAUUCAAUAAAUACAUAAACCAUAAGAAACAUAAUAAUUUGAAGAAAAUUAUGUAUAAUAAUAAUAAAAUGAAGAAGAAUAAUUUAAUUAGUAAGAUGAAUAAGAGGAAUAAGUGGUAUAAUAAGUACCUUAAAAAGUAUAAAAAAAGAGUGGAAAAGAAAAAGUAAUAAAAGAAAAGGAGUUAUAAUAAUAGUAAUAAAACAACACUAAAAUUAAAUAAAAGGAAGAGAAAGCAAUUUUGAAAUUACAUAAAAAAUAAGAAGAACAAAUCAAUUCUUAGUAUUAGUAAGAUAGUUCAAUUCAAGAUGAAGAUACUAUUGAAGGUGAUGAUUAUAGUGAAGUUAGAAAGAAUCCAAAUAAAUUAAAAACUUUAAAGGAGAUUAUGAAUUCUGUUCCAGUGUAUUUAUUUAUGAAUCCAGCUGAAAAACGCAAAUACUUUAAAUCUAUAAAUAUGAAAUUUUAAGAUGCAUUAUAAAAAGAAAAAGGAACUCAUUGUACACACAAUAAGAGUGUCCACUUUGAUUUAGCUAGAAAUAAAGUGAAAAGUAAUAAUUGUGAAUUUAUUUUAUUAGCUUUCAAAUAAACAGACAAUGUGCUAAGAAUUUCUAAGUCAUGAA
Messenger RNA from Paramecium pentaurelia, 1577 nucleotides. The record is from the annotation of a GenBank genome assembly. Lineage: Eukaryota; Ciliophora; Oligohymenophorea; Peniculida; Parameciidae.